GUGUGUUUUUGUAAGCGUGUGACCUGUAUUUUACCCGGCAAGGCCGAAUGCCUGGGAACAGGUAAGGUGUCUGGAAUGGGCUCGGGUAAUGUAAAAUCGAAAUCGUUAUACGCAGAAAGCCCUCCACAUACGGCACAACAUCCGACGAAACUUAACAAUAAGACACUAUCUGACAUCAUCCAUGGUGACAUUGUUUCACAUAAUACAAUAGGAUCAAAAGAAAGGAUGUCCAGUCAAGGAAUUACCAAUACAAAAGAUUCCAUUAAUGGGAGAAUUGAGAAGAAAGACAAAGUAGCUAAGUCUCCACAAGAUGUACAAAAAGUUGGUAACAAAAGCCAACGGCAGACAGAAAAAAUAGGUGUGCAUACAACAACAAUAUCUGUCUCACGAGGUGCCCCAUCUUCUGACAUCAAAGAGCAGGUUAACCACCAAAACACCACGGUUCAGAAUUCCCCAAAGCAUCCGAAUCGACAAAAACAACUCAUUGGGAAAUUGAACGGAGCGUUAGGGAGUUUUGAUGCCUCAAGUUUACACGAGAAAGAAAGUCUGAUGAAAUGGCUUGAGGGAAAGAUAGAUGAUCUAAAUAAAGUAGCGAAGCCAGAUCACACGAACGCACCAGCUGCAGCACAUUAUACUGGCAGCGACGACUGUGAAGACAAAGAACAAGACAAUGCCGGUGAGCACUGGGUGAAAGUAAAGCAGGAAAUAGAAGACCUAAAAUCAGAAAAGCAACACCUACUUAAUGUAGUUUCUGAAAUCGCGGGCAACCGUCUCAAGAAUAAUAAUCCUGCCAUUGCCGAUCUAAGCGAUAAGAACCGAGCCAGUAAACUGGCGGAGAGGUUUUCCGAGCUGUACGAUAACGAAUGGACAGAUGUAGUAGAGGUUCUCCGAAAAACUCCAAAAGGGAAUCAACAAAGACGAGAGGAAGAGGAAAAACUGGAGGAAGCAACCAUCAAUUACAUGGUUGAAUUUGUAAAGAUUACGUACGAAAUUUGUGACAAGAAAGCAAAAGAGGACCUUGAAAAAAUGCAACAGAUUGUUGUUAAAACAACAAAAACUUCCACUGACGUUGUGAAGCGAUGCAAAGAUUUAAUGAAGUCACACAUGUCUGCAAGUUCCAAAAGCCUAGAGCGCGUUGUAAGGGAUAUUCGGUCUAAAGUGGACAAAGCGAUGGAAGAAAAGAAGCGUUUCUUGAAUUUCAAUGAAAAACUGAACGGAAACGCAUAUCACAGUAGCUACAGUCGGAGCUGUGUGGAACUGUGUUGGUAUAUGUGUCUUCAAGAUCCUCCUGUUGUUAUGAUGGCAACCAUCACUGAUAAAGCAACCAAGGACCACUUCCGGGCGUAUACACGAUCUGGAAAGUUUCUUGGUUACAUAGUGUGGCCGGCACUUUUUCUUUACGAAGGCGGGCCCUUAUUAUAUAAAGGUGUGGCGCAGUAUUCUGAUACAAAGCCAGAACAGAAGACAGAAUUUUAACGUCAAAUCUUACUUGAUAUCCCAGUGUUUUCGUUCACUUUCACUCUCUACACCCCUGGAAUAUGUCAUUGCAAUUUAAUUAAAGUUAGGGGAAAUAACCUGACCAAUCGCUGAGCCGAGGAGUUUAUUUUGAAUGUUACAUAGGAGCAACAACAAUAAUAAUAAGACAUUUUUUUAACUGUCAGAUAAAACACAGGUGUUUCCAUCCAGACGACCUUUGACCUCAACUUAAUCAACGUCACAUUACACUGGCUAAUGUCAAAGGUCAAGUUGAUGAUUGUCUGCCUAGGCAAAACUGUCAUCAUUCACGGAUACAAUUCCUACAUUUACUACGAUUUGUCAUUUGCAGAGUGUCAUGAAUGGACUACAAAUCCUCUGUCCUUUUCACUUACUCCGGUUGUCAAUCAAACCAGUCCUUUUUGUUUUAUACACAAGAUGGCGGAGUCUGAGCCUUCGAUUUUGCCAUGAUAUAUCCAAGGGGUGCAAAGAGCUAAAGUGAACGUAAACGCUAGACCAUCGAGAAUGAAGCCGGAUAUUUCUAUCAUACUGUGACGCAUGCAUACCAUCUUAAAUGUCUUAGUUGCAUGGUAUAAUCGACAGGUUCCGAAAUGUACCAUUCGGCAAGCAGCUGAUAACACUAAGAAAAUGAGAAUUUUAGCAUUUAUAGUUUCAUUAAGUUCACUUCUGUCGAUUAGGUAUUUGAGAACAAUAGUGCACCAUCGAAAUAUUUACUAAUAUUGUUUUAUUAUCAAAUAGUCGACAGAUUUUUAAAAUAUGUUUUGCCUCAAUGAAUGCAUGCAUAUUCGGUAUCAUUCUAUCACACUCGAUAUAAACGCCACAACUUCGCUGAUUACAUAUCGAAGCAUGCAAUAGAAUAAUACCGAACACGCAUUCAUUUAUUGAGGUGGAAUAUAUCUCUUUGAUAAUAAAACAAUAUCAAUAAAUGGUUAAAGCUCUUAUUAGUCACGAAAAAAAUGUAUGCUAUAACACCACAAAUAUAUUUAUUUUGUGCGUAUUUUACACGUUCUUGUACGUCGGUGAAUCAGAGCAAAUACGUUGUUUCACACUGCAUGAUAAAACGAGUCGACAUAAUUGGAAUCAUCAGAUCUGAGCAGAAAAGGGGAUUUUUUAUGCUCUCUACUUAGAAAUGAGAGUGUUUUACUGUGAAUUUCGGCAAUAGUUUUUCUUAAAAUUUCUUGUAUUCUCAUAUUGAUUUAUUGCCUGAUACAUGUACUUUUACAUACGGGCCAUGGAUUCAUUAUUUACAUUCCUUAGCUUCACAAAAUUCAUUUUCUUAAAAUUGCUCCAUAUGGAAGCAUUAUUGGAUUUCAGAGGAAAAUCUUAAUUACGGAAUUUCAUUUGUUUAUGUAAUGUUUUGUUGUUGAGAAUUUGAAGUUAAUGAUUAUCUUUAAGUUGGUGAAGCAUGGGCUUCUAAUGUUUCAAUAAAAUAUAAACUUUACUUAUUUUACAGCAAUUGCGAAACAAGUUAUAUCAACUUAUAUUAAUCACGCUUGAAAUUGGCCCGGAUUGAAGCGCGCGAUAGGUCUUACUGUGGGGGCAAACCAGAGCACCGAAAGAAAACCCACGUGGUCGGACAGUUAACCCCAUACCUUUUCACGUUCGAUCGGGGUAUCGAACCCCGGUCGCCUAGGUGAAAGGCAAGUGUAUUACCACUGUGCCACCCGACCACCCUAUCUGAUGUUUCAAUGCCUUAUAUAUUGUUCUUAGUGUUAGAUAUUGGAUCUUUAUCCUGACCGAAUCAAAUUAAAGUGUUUUAAAUUGGUAAGUGUCGCUCUUUGAACGACGUGUACAGUUUUAAAUAUGUGUUGGUGAAGACCAUAUAUGAUCCGUAUAUCGGUAUAAUGUGACCGGGUCAUCUGGCGCGCUAACAUGCCCAAUGUAGGUCAUCGCAGUGUGAUAUCACUUUGAAAAUAUCCCAGGCCGCUGUCUUGAUAUAAGAUCUUGGGCUGUUGUGAAGGCAAAAAAUCAAAAGAAAUGAUUAUGGUUUAUUACUUAAAGAAACAAAUAUUGUUAAUUAACCGUUUGCAUGAAAGUUUUGCUUCUUGACUACGAGUGCCUGACAUAGAAGAUGUAUGUUUAAUUAAACUUGUAUGCAUUUGUAUAACCGACAUGAUUUAUAUCAUCAUUGAUAUAAAUCGUCAUCAAUUAAACGCUUCCAUUAAAACAUUGAUUCUUAAAGGUUUAAUGAAAUAAAUAAUGACCAUUUAAACACUUCCAUCAAAACAUUAAGUCUUUGAAGAUAUCAUAGAGAAUAUCAUUAUCAUUUAAACGCUUCCAUCAAAACAUUAAUUCUUUGAAGGUAUAAUAGAAUAAAUCUUCAUCAAUUAAACGCUUCCAUCAAAACAUUAAUUCUUUGAAGAUAUCAAAGAGAAUAUCAUUAUCAUUUAAACGCUUCCAUCAAAACAUUAAUUCUUUGAAGGUAUAAUUGAGUAAGUCAUUAUCAGUUAAAAACUUCCAUCAAAACAUUAAUUCUGUGAAGGUAUAAUAGAGUAAAUCUUCAUUAAUUAAACGCUUCCAUUAAAACAUUAAUUCUUUGAACGUAUACUAUAGUAUAUCAUUAAAUUAUCAAUUAAACGCUUGCAUGAAACUUUUGCUUCUUGACUGCAUGUACGUGUGCCUGACAUAAACUUGUAUGUAUUGGUAUUACAGACAGAUAUUUAUUUCAUACACAUUCCUCAAAAUAUUUUCAGGACAGAGAUAUAGAGAUGAGUUCAGGAAAGGGUCGGUGACAGUUGAUAGCUAUUGUUUGGAACUCUUUUAUGUUUUUUUUAAAUUUUUUUUUGAUUUAAUAUUUCUGAGAAUAUUCAUAAUAUUUAGUCGUUUGAUCUUUUGUAUAUAAGCCUGACUUGGAAAUGAGGCAAACCCAUUCCUUACCAUUUCCAAUUUAGUAAUAUCUUACAUUUGUCAGUAAAUUAUACAUAGCUUAAUUUGCAUCAUUAAAAAUAAUCUAAAAUAUAACACGCGUUGGUAUAUGUAUGUGUGUAUGAAAUAAUUUUGGGCAAAGAGGAAAUUCUAACGGUGUGGACAAUGAAAAAUGUCAAAUUUUCGAGACAAUCCGCCCACUGUCUGUGUGUUGAUAAAGGGGCGAUUGCCUCGUAAAUUUGAUAUUUGUCAUUGUCCACAUUGUUAGAAUUACUUCUUUGCCCCAUAUUAACAUUUCAAGUAAUUCGUAUCCUGCAGACAAACCCUUGCAAGGACCCAUGACAGUGUUAUCCGGAUAAUUACCGGUUAUAUUACUUCUUUGACCCAUACAUAAUAUAUAUACAUGCCUUAUUAAACGUUAUGUGUAGUUAGGCUUUGUCAAAUCGUUCAAUUAAAGAGCGUUAAUUAAAAAUC
Messenger RNA from Pecten maximus, 4833 nucleotides. RefSeq lists its product as uncharacterized. The transcript has 7 exons. Gene Ontology annotation, biological process: mitochondrial protein catabolic process; mitophagy by internal vacuole formation. NCBI's taxonomy places the organism in Eukaryota, Metazoa, Mollusca, Bivalvia, Pectinida, Pectinidae. The record is from RefSeq and is a predicted model, not a curated record. The coding region runs from base 76 to 1476 and encodes 466 amino acids. Gene Ontology annotation, cellular component: mitochondrial outer membrane.